Prosopis cineraria is the source of this 529-nucleotide messenger RNA. Its product is annotated as protein PHYLLO, chloroplastic-like. NCBI's taxonomy places the organism in Eukaryota, Viridiplantae, Streptophyta, Magnoliopsida, Fabales, Fabaceae. The transcript is spliced from 2 exons. The record is from RefSeq and is a predicted model, not a curated record. Bases 46 to 300 code for a protein of 84 amino acids.
AUUGCAAGCCGCUUACAGCAACAUGAUGUGCGAAGUCUUGCAAAGAUGCUGUCUGGCUUAAGCAUAGGGAGGCAACCGUCAUUGUGGGAAGAUUUGAAGGAUUGCAGAACGCCUCUUCUGUUCAUGUACGGAGAGAAAGAUACUAAAUUUAAGCAAAUUGCUGAGACAAUGAUCAACACAGUGAGCUCAGGCUGUGAGAGCGGGCGGAAAAUUGCAACAAUGUUCAUCAAGUGGUUGAGGUCCCCAACUGUGGGCAUGCUGUCCAUUUGGAGAACCCUCUUCCAGUCAUAUAUGCCUUGAGAACUUCAUGACCAGGUUAUAAAUGUUUAAUUAUGUUACCCAUUUGGAAGAUCAAAAUUCUCUGUAAUGUCUAUCAGUCUAUGUAAUACAAGCAUGAAUUGGUAAUGCAAGGUAAGCCAGUCAUGAAUAGAUAUGCAAACUUUUUAUCGGACUUGCAUGUGACAAAUGUAUGUUUAUUUAACCAAUGAUGAUUGAAUUGAAUAAAAGAGCUUUUUUUUUUUUUUUUUGA